CACAAGUAUUGUUCAACAGGGCAGGCAUGUCGUGGCAGGCUGUGUGCUAUAUAUACUCUCACUCCCAUUUCAAAAAAAAUAUUCGAACACUUUCACCACCACGAUACAACUAAUCCCCAGCAACAAUACUGGAAGAGAAUCGAAAGUUAAAAACCAGAACUUGAUUAAUUUGUUGAUUGCAUAGCAACCCUUGAUUUUGAUCAUUGCAAGAAUCUACUUGGUUGAUUUUUCUUUUUAUUGUAAGAAUACGUCAUGGAGGUUAGGCCAAAUGAGACGGUCGAUAACUCGACGCAGUAUCGGCGACAUGUACCAGCAACUCCUUCGAAGCAACCUGUUGUUCCUCCUAACACAGUUGAGACCACCUCCGUUUCUCAGAGGUUACAGAAGGAAUUAAUGUCUCUCAUGAUGAUUGGAGGAGAUCUUGGAGUGUCAGCUUUUCCUGAAGGCGAGAGCAUUUUUGCAUGGAUUGGUACAAUUGCGGGUGGAGAGGGAACUGCCUAUGAGGGAUUAUCGUACAAGCUCUCUCUACGGUUUCCUCUAGAUUACCCUUUCAAACCUCCCCAGAUCAAAUUUGAGACGAUGUGCUUCCAUCCAAAUGUUGAUCAAUUUGGGAACAUAUGCCUUGAUAUUCUCCAGGAUAAGUGGUCUUCAGCUUAUGAUUGCAGAACCAUUCUUUUAUCCAUUCAAAGUCUCUUGGGAGAACCCAACCCGGAUAGUCCCUUGAACAGCUACGCUGCCGAACUCUGGAGUAACAAGGAAGAUUACAAAAGGAAGGUCCACAAACAGUAUUAUGCUGGAGAAGCAUUUGAGAGUUGAGCUGCGAGCUCCUCCUGUCCUUGAUUCCAUCAGAAAAUGUUAGCACUUCACGCUGUUGCUCUUUAAAGGUUUAGGGGAGGAGUCUGGAGUCAGUUUGGAUACUUGUAUGAACGAAUAUUAAAGAACUCAAACCCGCAUCAUUUGUCAGGAUAGUUCUGUCCAUUGCCUUCUCUGAUUAGACGAGUGACAUCUCUUUCUUGUAAUUAUUAUAAAAACAAACUCUACAAAGUUGCAUGGAAAGUUUUUCUAAGUCAAUGAAAAGCUAUUUUGGUUUUAUAUAUAA
Messenger RNA from Populus nigra (black poplar), 1099 nucleotides. RefSeq lists its product as uncharacterized. The transcript is spliced from 6 exons. NCBI's taxonomy places the organism in Eukaryota, Viridiplantae, Streptophyta, Magnoliopsida, Malpighiales, Salicaceae. The coding region runs from base 253 to 816 and encodes 187 amino acids. The record is from RefSeq and is a predicted model, not a curated record.